AUGUAUCAGCAUUCCACAGAUCCGGAAUGGUACGUCAAGCUGGGGUCGCCAACCAAAGGGAUAGCACCCAUGGUGGACGGAUCUGAGCUUCCAUAUCGUUUACUAACACGGAGGUACGGCGUAGAGCUUGCAUGGACCCCCAUGCAUAGUACAAACACUCUUGUCACGUCGUCCAAAGCGAUGACCCAACUCGUCGAUGAGCUCAAGCACGGAGAAAGCAUCGAUAGACCGCUUGUUCUGCAACUAUCAGGAAAUAAUCCGUCUAACUUUGAGUUAGCGUACAAUACCCUAGUCCAAAUGGGUGCAGGGUGUUGCUUUGAUGUAGUGGAGCUCAACAUGGGGUGUCCCCAGGCCGUGGCGCUGCGUGGAAAAUAUGGUGCCUACCUCAUGGGGCACUUGGAUCUUGCGGAAGAGAUCCUGCGCACGUUGGUGGCCGUUACCGCACGCUCUGGACUAGGACACAAGGUUGCCGUUAAGACUAGGCUUGAUAUAUCCGACAAAGAUACGGUUAAGAUGUGUCUUCGUCUCUGCAGCACAGGAAUAGCGAUGUUUACCCUUCAUGGACGCACAAGGCUGCAACGCACCGGAUCGGCCGUUGGGCUGCCUGAUUGGCAGGCGCUUGCGUCUAUUCUCAACAAUCUACGUGCUUCCUACCCCCACCUCAUCUUCUUUGCAAACGGCGGGGUCUGGAAUCUGGAGACACACGAGCAUCUCCGGUCCCUCACUGGCUGUCACGGAACCAUGUCAGCGAGCAUGCUAACUGAAAAUGCCGGUGUUUACAAUUGCAGAGACGGACUAAAUAAAGAGUCUCCGACUAUCACCAAUCUGACUUGUGCCAUUGGUGAGCACUGGACCGAUCAGCAAAAGGUACAGAAGCGACUUGCUAUGGAUCAAUCUUUACGGAAAUGCGUAUAUGUCGCAAGCAAAGCAGUCCAGGAAUACCCAUUAGACGCUCCCAUGUAUGCAGACCUCAUAAAGACAUGGAUCGUUUCACCAGAGGAGACAGAGGAGUCGGUUAUUAGAAUACAGCUGGCGGAGAGAUCACUAGAACAGCGGCGAAACAGAAUCAUGCUGGCACUAGAAUAUCUUUUAAUUGCACGAGACAUGCCAGCUUUCGUCACGGUUAGUCAGCUUACAUCACAUGUGAUGAGGUUAAUAGGGCGUGAUCUUGCCGCAGCCAACGUUGAUUUGAGGCAGAAAAUUACGAUAGAGAGUAGAGAAAAGAUCUGGGACGCAUCGGCCAGUGGGCAAGAAGGGCGAGAAGAGGCUCAUCCCAUAACCAAAAUGUGUAACACUCUAUUAGAAGCUGUCUGCGAGCUGUAUUACAGGAUGGAUAAUAAUGUAUGUUGCAUCAGUUCUAUUGACUCCUUCCGGACUACUGGUGCGUAG
Molecule: messenger RNA, 1389 nt
Organism: Giardia duodenalis
Lineage: Eukaryota; Fornicata; Diplomonadida; Hexamitidae
Product: putative tRNA dihydrouridine synthase
Exons: 1
Coding region: 1-1389 (462 amino acids)
Molecular function (GO): tRNA dihydrouridine synthase activity
Source: RefSeq, a predicted model, not a curated record